Molecule: messenger RNA, 640 nt
Organism: Alnus glutinosa
Lineage: Eukaryota; Viridiplantae; Streptophyta; Magnoliopsida; Fagales; Betulaceae
Exons: 1
Coding region: 45-392 (115 amino acids)
Source: RefSeq, a predicted model, not a curated record
GAGGGACACUCAAUUUCAAACCCAUCUUCUUUCUGCUUUCAUAUAUGGCUUCCUCUCCCACAAGCAAGAUUACGAUGAAGGCUUCAAAAUCCAUAGCUGAUGUGGCGUCAUGGUAUUGUGCCGUAGUCUUGUUAGGCUUAAUCCUGUUGGCAUCUAUCAGGGAGAAUUCCGUCGCAGAUGAACCUGUGAGAGGGAACAAGUUCUCGGAGCGGCCCUGCGACGAAAUCUAUGUGGUCGGAGAGGGCGAGACCCUCCACACCAUCAGCGACAAGUGCGGCGACCCAUAUAUCGUGGAGCGCAACCCGCAUAUCCAUGACCCCGAUGAUGUGUUUCCUGGACUGGUCAUCAAGAUCACUCCCUCCAAGUCCAUGUCCAGGAAGCUCUUGAGGUAGUUUAUAGAAAAUUGUUUUCCUUUUUCCCCUUUCCCAAUACCAGGAUGUAACAUAUAUAUAUAUAGACAAGGUUUCAUGGGUUAUAUAUUACAAGCUUAAUUGUUUGAUUCAAAGAAAUAAUUUCCAAAUGAGUUGAAGCUUUUGUAAUUUGUCUGUACUUCUUCGUCUUCACAUGCCCUUAGAUGUUAUGAUGGUGUCGCCAAUAAUUCGUGGCUAACAGCUAGCUGCAUGCUUUGCCUUCCUUUGAA